UUUGAGACUCAGCCUAGCCCAGGCAAGCUUCUGGUCCCCAGCUGCACUCAACAAACUUCGACACAAUGGUGUUCGCAUUUUGGAAGGUCUUUCUGAUCCUAAACUGCCUUGCAGGUCAAGUUAGUGUGGUGCAAGUGACCAUCCCAAACAGUGUCGUGAAUGUGACUGUUGGAUCUGAUGCCACUCUCAUCUGCACCUACACCAGCACUGUGGCCUCCCGGGACAAUCUUUCCAUCCAGUGGUCACUCUCCAAUAAGAAGGAGUCACGGCCAAUUACUAUUUACUAUUCUGAAGGUGGACAAGCUGCAUCCAUCGGGCGAUUUAAAGAUCGAAUUGUAGUGUCCAACGAGCCAGAUAACGCAUCCAUCACUAUUUUGCAUAUGCAACCAGCAGACAGUGGCACCUACACCUGCGAUGUUAACAAUCCCCCAGAUUUUAGUGGCAACAAUCAAGGCAUUCUUACAGUCAAUGUGUUAGUCAAACCUUCUAAGCCCUUUUGUAGCAUUCAAGGAACAGCAGAAACUGGCCGACCUCUAUCUCUUUCUUGCCACUCGGUGCUUGGAACACCUUCUCCUGUGUACCACUGGUAUAAACUUGAAGGAAGAAACACCAUCCCAGUGAAAGAAAACUUCAACCCAGCCACUGGGACUUUGGUUAUUGGAAACCUGACCAAUUUUGAACAAGGUUAUUACCAGUGCACCGCAAUCAACAUCCUUGGCAAUAGCUCCUGUGAAAUCGAUCUAACUGUUUCACAUCCAGAAGUUGGCAUCAUUGUUGGAGCGUUGGUGGGCACCCUAGUUGCUGCUGUCAUUAUCACCUCUGCAGUGUGCUUUGCAAGGAGCAAGGCAAAGGCAAAGGCAAAGGCAAAGGCAAAGGCAAAGGGGAAGGAAAGAAAGAGAAAUUCUAGAACCACCACAGAACUUGAACCAAUGACAAAGACAAACAGAGUUUCAGAGUUCGAGACAAUGCCAUCUGAAGACGUUAUUCAUCUAGAAGCGAUGCAACCUUCCUUCAAUGAAACUGAACCUGACACUAUCCUGGGGCCAGGUCAUGGGCCUAUUCCCAAGCCUGAGCCUUCCCUGGAGCCUGCCCAGGAGCCUGCCCCAGGAUUUGAGCCUGCUCCAGUGCCUGAGCUUGAGAUCCAGCUUGAGCCCGAGCCCGAGCCCGAGCCAGAGCCCGAGCCCGAGCCUGAACCUGAGCCGGAGCCUGAGAUUGUAGUUGAGCCCUUGUGUGAUGAGGAAAAACCAGUGAAUAAGUCAUAGGCUGGUAGCCUAAGUAGUGUUUGUCACUAAGGAACCCAUUUCUGGAGCUUAGAAUUCAGUUGACCUAACCAAUCCCCCACUGCUUCCCUCAAUUCUGACCAACCCUCUUCUAACAAGGUGCUCCUACCAUUAAUCUAAAAUAAACAGGUGAAGAUAAUUACUAAAUAAAUGGAAGGGUUCCUGCCUCACUGGUAAAGAGUACUUACAAUUUUAUUAAUAUGUAAGCAUAACUAAUGACAAAGGCAAGUGAUUUCUAAUUCAGUUGAAAGUGUUUUUGCAACAACACUUGUGUAGUGUUUCUGAAAAUCUUAUUUCUGUAUCUUUAGUUACUCUUUGUUACAUUCCACAUACACACAUGACAAGGUGGCUUUAAUUGGAUUCAAUAUUAUUUCUAGGAUUACUUCAGGGCUUCCCAUUUUCACAAUGACCACUAAGAAAAGAAAUCACCGUCGCCAUAGUGUAGAUUGGAAAAAAAAAUCUUUAAAAAUUCCAGAGGAGACUAUGAAAUGGGUAUGUAUUGAUUGGUACACAGCAUUUAAAACUAGGUCUUAAAAUUAAUGCUUCAUUUAUCAUAUUAGAUUUUCCAAUGAACCACCCUGUUAUUCAAUAUCUGAGCAUAGCAAUGUUUUUAAAUAAUCCAAUUUUAAAAUGCAAAGUAAUGUACAGGCAAACAAUUCCAAAUACAAUUUUCCUUUAGUGAAUACAAAAUGUUGAUAUCAUAGGUAAGGUACCAUUUAGCUUUAAAUGAGCUAUUGUGUUAUCACUGUGUCUCAUGCUACCUACUUUGGAAAAGCCAGUUUAGGAAACUGUUCUAAAUGAACACUUAAGAUCAAUUUUAGAUAAUCUGAACGAAUUAUUUAAUCUGUUUUACUGAUGGAGUAUUCCACAUUAAUGGAGAUAGCAUUCUAGUAUAUUAAAUAGUAACUAAAAUGAAUUGAUAUCACCUUUUCUUUACCUGUUAAAAAGUUCUUCCAUUGAUCAUAUUUCACCCACAUCCCACCUUGAAGAAAUGUACAGGUACACUUUUUCAUUUGUGUAAUUAAUCAGCUUUUAAAUCUUAUUUUGAGGUUCAAUAAAUAAUAUUCAAUAAAAUCUUAUUUUAAUGAUCCUAAGGUAAAUCUUCUAUAAGCAACUUUGCUGGCAUUUACUUUAUGUAGAAUAAACUGUACCUAUUUCAAGUGUA
This is a messenger RNA of Miniopterus natalensis, 2445 nucleotides long. RefSeq names its product V-set and immunoglobulin domain containing 1 (gene VSIG1). Gene Ontology annotation, cellular component: basolateral plasma membrane; plasma membrane. NCBI's taxonomy places the organism in Eukaryota, Metazoa, Chordata, Mammalia, Chiroptera, Miniopteridae. The record is from RefSeq and is a predicted model, not a curated record. Gene Ontology annotation, biological process: maintenance of gastrointestinal epithelium; epithelial cell morphogenesis.